AUAUAGAAUUCACCUGAAGGCCCUCAAAUUUCCAGUCAGGUUAAUUGUACAUUGACCCCAACAUCUCUGGAAUGAAUCUGCAACUUACACGUUCCUGUUUAAAAGCUCCGCCAUUGUUGCCCUGCAAUCAGUCGCAAAAUGCGUAACAAGUUGUGAAGAAUCUGUUGGCGCAGGGACGUGCAACGUAAGCUAAUGAAAAGCUUCCCACGUUGGCCUGAACGGCUAAACUUUUGUCACGCAUCUCGAUACUCCUCUCCAUUAAAGCCCCAACAAACUUUCGUCGGAUUGCAGGUCUGUAGCUACCCAAAGUUUCCCUGUCAUUCACCAUGUCUUCUGAAGGGCAUGCGAAACGAAAAGCUGCAGAUGGAGCCAUGAGCGCCAUGACAAAGUUCCACUUCAUUUUGCUCAUUAUGUCGACCAAUUUGGCUACUCUGUUCCUGUUUACAUACCCAAACAAUGGGCCAUUCGGGCACGAGGAACUGAUAGCAAAUCUGAUCCAAACCAGGCAAGAACUAAUGAAAGUCCAGGCCCAGCUUCAAAUAUCGAGAAAACUCUCAGAGGCAAUCGUGAGCACAAAGGCACUCAAAUCCCAGGACCCCAACGACGACAUUGCAAAUGACCCGUGGGUACAUUGGGGAGGAGGAGCCAUGCCCAGGGAGCUCAUGGAAUUCAUUUCCCCAAAGAAGCUCCCACGGGGCUACACGCCCAACAUCGGAUCAGACACCAUUUAUCCCUCUGUGGGACAGGCCUGUGCAUUGUUGAAGGAUGAUCUCGACCAAUACAUGGACUAUAAGCCAGGGGAGCUCUGCCCUGAAGACGAAGUUCUGGCCCAGAAGCUCUUGCUCCGGGGCUGCGAGCCUCUCCCCCGCCGCCGCUGUAUUCCCCACACUUCCCCCAACUACAAAGAACCGUACCCAUUUCCUCAAAGUAUGUGGACCACUCCGCCCAAUUCCUCUGUGGUUUGGACUGCUUACACCUGUAAAGAUUAUGCCUGCCUCAUCGACCGGAAAAACCAUCCGGGUAUUGAGGACUGUAAGGACUGUUUCGAUCUGCAAUACAGGGAAAAGAGCCGCUGGCUCGGACCUGGUGGGUCCAUUGAUUUCACUGUCGACGAAGUUCUGGCCCUGAAAAAGGGCACAAUCCGCAUUGGCCUCGACAUUGGGGGCGGAACGGCGACCUUUGCAGUCCGGAUGCGCGAGCGGAAUGUGACAAUUGUGACCACAUCCAUGAAUUUCAAUGGGCCUUUCAACAAUUUCAUUGCUUCCAGAGGAGUCGUGCCGCUUUACAUCACCAUCACUCAGCGCUUGCCGUUUUUCGACAAUACUCUGGAUAUUGUUCAUUCCAUGCAUGUUCUUAGUAACUGGAUUCCUACCCGUUUGCUGGAAUUUAUACUGUAUGAUAUAUACAGGAUUUUGAGGCCCGGUGGGGUUUUCUGGCUUGAUCAUUUCUUUUGCACCGAGAAGGAGACUGAGAUCUAUGUGCCCAUGAUUGCGAAUCUGGGUUUUAGGAAGCUUAAGUGGUCUGUUGGUAGUAAGAAUGACAGAGGCGCUAAAGAGGUUUACAUCUCUGCUCUCCUCGAGAAGCCUCUUCAGAGAGAUUGAGUGGAAGGAACAGAAAAAAGAAUUGGUCGAAUGAAUAACUGUAGUUCAAAUUGUCUUUCUGUUGUUUAAAUCUUGGGGGUUUUAGGAAUUGAAGGUUUAUUCUGGAAAGUAGUUCAGAUUUGGAUUUGUUGAUUUUCUUUGCGAAACAGAGAUAAUCUAUGCUUGUUGUCAACUGUGGAGCGUUCGGUUUCGCAAUUCGGGGAGUGAAUAUGAAUUUGAUAUCAUACAAUGGUGAAUUCACCCAUUAUGUAAUUCAAAUUGAUUAUUUUCGACGAA
Molecule: messenger RNA, 1877 nt
Organism: Cryptomeria japonica (Japanese cedar)
Lineage: Eukaryota; Viridiplantae; Streptophyta; Pinopsida; Cupressales; Cupressaceae
Product: probable methyltransferase At1g29790
Exons: 1
Coding region: 327-1601 (424 amino acids)
Molecular function (GO): methyltransferase activity
Source: RefSeq, a predicted model, not a curated record